Molecule: messenger RNA, 3106 nt
Organism: Poeciliopsis prolifica (blackstripe livebearer)
Lineage: Eukaryota; Metazoa; Chordata; Actinopteri; Cyprinodontiformes; Poeciliidae
Product: LIM and senescent cell antigen-like-containing domain protein 1
Exons: 11
Coding region: 257-1585 (442 amino acids)
Biological process (GO): positive regulation of substrate adhesion-dependent cell spreading; cell-cell junction organization; positive regulation of integrin-mediated signaling pathway
Cellular component (GO): focal adhesion; cell-cell junction; cytoplasm
Source: RefSeq, a predicted model, not a curated record
GUAACAGGAGGGGAGGCUGAUAGUGUGUGUGUGAAUAAGAGAGCCACAGGGGGAAUGAGAGAACGAGGGAGUGUUGAGUCCAUCAGUGACGGAGUCGGUGUGUUUGAGACAAGGAGAGAGAGAGGGAGAGAUUUCCCAGCACAGUUUGAUCGGCACCUCGGUUCUCCCUCCCGCUGUGUGAGUUACGGCUCCAACACUUCCAACGAUCACAGAGGAUUUUACCCUGAGCACAAGCAGUUGACUCAAUCUGCCAGAGAUGAGCGUGGAAAUGAACGGGCGCGCCGUGCCACCUUCCAUACCUGAGGAUGGCGAAGCCCCGGACCAUAUCCGCCACGGAGAGAUGAACGGCUAUCACCAGAGGCUUCAGGCUGGGGAUGGGGGUGAGGCUGAGCUCCCAGUGUCCAAGACUCAGAGGCGGAAGAGUGACGUCAAAGUCUAUAAAGAGUUCUGUGACUUUUAUGCUCGCUUCAACAUGGCCAACGCCCUGGCCAACGCCAUGUGUGAACGGUGCAAGAGCCGCUUCGCGCCAGCGGAAAAGAUAGUGAACAGCAACGGAGAGCUUUACCAUGAGCAGUGCUUCGUCUGCGCGCAGUGUUUCCAGCAGUUCCCAGAGGGACUCUUCUAUGAGUUUGAAGGCAGGAAGUACUGCGAACAUGACUUCCAGAUGCUGUUCGCUCCUUGUUGCCAUCAGUGUGGUGAGUUCAUCAUUGGCCGUGUGAUCAAGGCGAUGAACAACAGCUGGCACCCCGAGUGUUUCUGCUGUGACCUUUGCCAGGACGUUCUUGCAGAUGUUGGAUUUGUUAAAAACGCCGGACGGCAUCUGUGUCGCCCCUGUCACAACAAGGAGAAAGCCCGCGGUCUGGGAAAAUAUGUCUGUCAGAAGUGUCACGCCAUCAUUGAGGAGCAGCCGCUGCUUUUCAAGAACGACCCCUAUCACCCGGAUCACUUCAACUGCAACAACUGCGGUAAGGAGCUGACAGCGGAUGCCAGGGAGCUGAAAGGCGAGCUCUACUGUCUGCCCUGCCAUGACAAGAUGGGCGUCCCAAUCUGCGGGGCCUGUAGGAGACCCAUCGAGGGCCGCGUGGUCAACGCCAUGGGCAAGCAGUGGCAUGUCGAGCAUUUUGUGUGUGCUAAGUGUGAGAAACCCUUCCUGGGUCACCGUCACUACGAACGCAAGGGCCUGGCUUACUGUGAGACGCACUACAACCAGCUGUUUGGAGACGUUUGCUAUCACUGCAAUCGUGUCAUCGAGGGAGACGUGGUGUCUGCCCUCAACAAGGCCUGGUGUGUCAACUGCUUCGCCUGCUCUACCUGCAACACCAAGCUCACUCUCAAGGAUAAAUUUGUUGAGGUGGAUCUGAAGCCUGUGUGCAAACACUGCUUCGAAAGACUUCCAGACGACUUGAGACGUCGGCUGGCUAAGCGUGAACGUGACUCAAAAGAGAAGAAGAAGAAACCACUGAUACCCAUGAACAAGUUUGUGGAGUUCGACAUGAAGCCGGUGUGUAAGAAGUGCUACGAGAAGUUCCCGUUGGAGCUGAAGAAGCGGCUGAAGAAGCUGUCCGAAGCUGCUGCACGGAAGUGAACCGACGGUUAAGCAGCUGAAGGAGAUGAAACCUUGAGGUGGCCGACCCCACGACCCCCUCACCUGUAGCCCCACACCUGCAAAGUGCCUUGAUUUCAUCCUCCUUAAACUGGUUCAGCUUCGCUCGUCAAGUGUCUUUUUGAAUAAAUUCUGUCUUUAUACAUUCGCUUGUUUCACUGCGAUUUACAUUAUAUGUUCGAUAUUUAAUAAACCACAAGAGACGUGGAAAUAAGACUGAAAAGCUGGGCUGGCAGGUUGUUUAAUCUGUUACCUAAAGCCAAAAUUGCCUCCUGUUAGAAUAAAGACAAUACAUAAACGUAAAACGAGCUAAAGAAAUAUGUUUUAUUAAAUGUCUACACACAACACAAUAAACCGUUACAGGCGUUUUACUAAACUAAAUAUAACUAAAUGUGUAUCAAGUUUAAAAGAUAAUGCAAAUUUGUGCUCCAGAUAAUGAUUUUGUCUAACAUGCAUCUGAAUUGAACGCAGUAUUUUAGACGACACGUUACAGUAUUAGUUUAAAUUUUUCAUAGAACAUGUCAAUAGCUUUUAGAGUUAUACUCACAGAGAAAUAAUAGUGGUUGUUAUUGUAGAAAAAAGUAAGAUGUAUUUAAUUAUUAAUUCAUGAAUUAAUAAGAAGUGUAUAAAGAAUUGAUUAACAUGUUAUCAAGCACUUCUUAAUAUUAAUUAUUCCUAGUUAUUAAGUCACACAUAACAGACAUUCAGUGACCUACUUGCUAUUCGUCAAUUAAAAAAUGCUUUGUUGCUGAAAUGUGCGAUACCAAUGAACUUGAUGAUGAAAAAUAUCACAAAUAUAGUAAUGAAAUAAAUCCCAAUUUUUUACCCACUCUUAAUUAGUCGAUACAUAAUAUCAAUACUGAAGCAGAAACCUGUGAGUGCUCAGCCACUCCAACAUCUGCACUUCCACUUGUAAAAGUCAGUUUUGUUGAAAACAAGUGCUGAACACACGAGGUGCCACUGUGACAGGAUUUAAGUUGCAGCAACUGCUGCCGCAUGUGUCUGUGUGCGCGUGCUACAACUUGUGUUGUGUGCAGGGACCGGAUGUGAGAGUCAUGUUCAAUGUUGAGAGCUUUUGCCUGUAAGUCCAGUGAAUGAAAGCGAUCCUCUUUACUUCCUCAGCUCAGGCUUGCUUUGCAAAACAAAGCGGCAGCCCUCAGUUUCAAAAUAACUAUUUACCCACCGUAUUUUACCUUGCAAGGCUUUGCUCUUCGUAUUUUGAUUCACUAGGAAAAAAAAAACAAAACAUUCCACAGUUGUGUAAAGCAGAAGCACCCAAUGGACUGAUUGUUGCUAGGCAGAACUUCAGCAGCACUAUAAAUACUCCAGUUUUAUUUGCCAUGUUACACCAUGUGUCGACUAGAUUAUGUUUUAUGGAAAGAUGCUUGUGUCGUAAUGUACUUUUCGUCUGAAGACGCACCAAAGUGCAUGAUUUAUGUUUUCCUUUACUGCUGCUUAAAGUCCUUUAUUGGCACAAUAAACACAAUUUGCCAAAGCUUGAAA